AUGGCUACUUCUAAUUUUGUUCGUUAUGGUGGUCCUAACUAUGAAGAGACAUUAAUGAAAUGGUUUAACGAAGCGGAGAGUGAUGUUAGUGAUGUGGAUGAUUCAUCUCAACAUGAUAUGGAAAGCGAACAUGACUCAGCUUCAGAAUUUGAAGUUUCUGAAGGAAGUGAUGAUGAAGUGGCACGUAGAGGUGAGAAAGUAUCAAAUGAAACAGCAAAAUCUUAUUACGGAAAAAAUCGCUUUAAGUGGUCAUCACAACCUCUUAUACAGAGAUCUCGAACGCAAAAACAUAACAUAGUGUCGCAUUUGCCCGGCCUGCGAGGCGAAGCAAAAGCUAUUGGAAAUUCAGCAACGCCUUUACAAGUAUGGACUUGUCUACUGACAAACGAUAUAUUAUCCGAAAUUCUAAAGUACACAAAUAUAAAACUUAUAGAAAUGAGAGAAAGAUACGGAAGAACCAAUAAGCCCGAAUUACAGGAUUUGGAUAUGGUAGAACUUCCAGCUUUCUUUGGACUCUUGUACUACAGUUCCAUUUUCAAAUCUAAUAAUGAAGAUUUGCAAUCCCUCUUUGCAACAGAUGGUACAGGACGGGACAUAUUCCGUUGUAUAAUGUCUUUACAAAGGGUACUAGUUAUUUUAGCUUGCUUACGUUUUGAUAAUAUAGAAGAUCGUCAGGAAAGAAAAAAGGAAGAUGCCACUGCAGCGAUAUCGUGGGUUUUUAAAAGAUUUGUAAACAAUUGUCAACAGCAAUAUUCCCUUGGGGAACUAACAUGCAUUGAUGAAAUGCUUAUUGGUUUCCGGGGUCAUGUUCAAUUUAGGAUGUACAUGCCUAAUAAGCCUAACAAAUAUGGCAUCAAAGUUCAAAUUCUAACUGAUGCACGAACCAAUUAUUUUUAUAAUGGUUAUAUCUAUUCUGGAAAAGGCAGUGAUGGGCAGAUGUUGUCUAGUGAAGAACAUAAGUUUUCAAUACCUACUCAAUCCGUGUUGCAGUUAAUUGCUCCUAUUCAAAAUACAAACAGAAAUGUAACUGCUGACAACUGGUUCAGCUCUUUAGAAGUUGUUGAUGAGUUACGAAAGAGAGGACUUACCUACGUAGGAACAAUGAGGAAAAACAAACGAGAAAUAACUCAAGAGUUCUUAGCAGAUCGUAAAAAACCAUCAGGAACUGCUCUCUACGGUUUUACCAAAAAUGUGACCCUCGUUUCCUACGUGCCUAAAAAAGGAAAAGCAGUUGUUCUGGUCUCUUCGAUGCAUAAUAACAGUAGCGUCGACAAAACUACCGGUAAACCUGAAAUAAUAGCUUUUUACAAUGAAACUAAAGGAGGGGUAGACACACUAGAUAAAAAGUAUGCAAAUUACAGUACAAGUAGGCGAACCAGACGAUGGCCCAUGGCCGUAUUUUAUGCGGUAUUAGAUAUUGCUUCCGUCAACUCUUUUGUACUGUAUCAAAGCUAUCCAAACUAUGACAAUAUUUCAAGAUUGCAAUUUAUACAAACACUUAGCCAACAGUUAGUAGAAGACCAUUUAAAUAGACGCUUGACAAAUCAAAGGCUUCCUCGAGAAUUGCGUUUGAAUAUUGGGAGAAUAGUAAAAAAACCAAUAAGUGAACAGCCUUCUCAAGCUAAUUCGGAUGGAAAAAGGAAAAGAUGUGGAAUUUGUCCCCGGAAGAACGACAAAAAAACUAAGAAUAGUUGUAUGUAUUGUAAAAUUGCGAUGUGUGAUGACUAG
Messenger RNA from Onthophagus taurus, 1728 nucleotides. RefSeq names its product piggyBac transposable element-derived protein 4-like. Lineage: Eukaryota; Metazoa; Arthropoda; Insecta; Coleoptera; Scarabaeidae. The record is from RefSeq and is a predicted model, not a curated record.